AUGUAUUCUGAUAUUGAGGACCAAGGCACUGUGGGAGAUCACCAGUUUGCUGCACCCCCCAACCCAAAUCCUCCUAGGUGGUGCAAAUGUGGAAGGUGUGGGGACAUGGGAACAGGAAGAGCAAGAGAGAACGUCUGCUGCCAACAAGAUCAGUGUGUCACAACGGAAGAAUAUUUGAGAGCCAAAUGUCUAGAUCAUAAUGUGCUGACACUGACCAUACGAUUACAUGCAGAUUACAUGAGUGAAAGAUCCAACUACAGAGCAAAUGGAUAUCGAAAGGCAGCUUAUCGGCAAUACAUUCUUGGUCGCUAUGGAUAUCUGGGUAAAGGAACAAGACGAAUAGCUUCUUCUUUUGUUGUUCGUUGUGUCAGACAUUGGUUUCCAGCACCAGAUGGGAGGUACAUGGGCUACAAGAGUGCGUAA
Corticium candelabrum is the source of this 423-nucleotide messenger RNA. RefSeq names its product P2X purinoceptor 7-like. The record is from RefSeq and is a predicted model, not a curated record. The coding region runs from base 1 to 423 and encodes 140 amino acids. Lineage: Eukaryota; Metazoa; Porifera; Homoscleromorpha; Homosclerophorida; Plakinidae. The transcript has a single exon.